Molecule: messenger RNA, 1877 nt
Organism: Habropoda laboriosa
Lineage: Eukaryota; Metazoa; Arthropoda; Insecta; Hymenoptera; Apidae
Gene: Psn
Product: presenilin homolog
Exons: 7
Coding region: 278-1783 (501 amino acids)
Biological process (GO): membrane protein ectodomain proteolysis; amyloid precursor protein catabolic process; Notch receptor processing
Cellular component (GO): cell cortex; neuromuscular junction; membrane raft
Molecular function (GO): aspartic endopeptidase activity, intramembrane cleaving
Source: RefSeq, a predicted model, not a curated record
CAGGUGGAGAGUUUAUUUGUAAAAUAACAAAUUAACGGAAGUGUUCAUUUUUAAGUAAUCGAUGGUUUCUUGCAUUGUGUUUUUCAGUAAUUGAAUCUCAUAAACAACUCUUAGCAAACAGAAAUUGAUUAAAUAUUUUUAUAUCGCGAUUUUUCGGAUGUGAUCGUACGCUGUUGUGUGACGAUAGCAAACAGAGCGCGGAAGUACAAAAAAAAGUGUGCGUGGGACUGUCAAAGGGUUCUUAUGUUAAUUUGUUCACAAGCAUAAGCGUUGAUGAAUGUCUGAGAGUGAUACUUACGAUUCGGCGGACGAAUAUACAAGCCUAAUGGACGGUCACGUCGCGGAAUCUCGGACGGACGACCUGGGCUUAGUCACUGGUCGGAAAAGGCGUUCGCGUAUUAGUAACGAAGAGGUUGAAAAUGACCUUCCUGAAGUACACAUUCAGACACAAAGUAUGUCAAACAAUGCAAGUUCAGGUAGAAGAGCUGUAUCAGGUAACAGUGGUCAAGAUAGAUCAAGGAAUUAUAGAGAGGAACAGGAAGAAGAAUUAAAAUAUGGAGCAGCACAUGUUAUUAAAUUAUUUGUGCCUGUAUCUCUUUGUAUGUUAGUUGUAGUUGCGACAAUUAGUAAUAUACAUUUCUAUACAACCAAAGGAAUGUACUUACUAUACACUCCAUUUCAUGAAGACAGUAAUGAGACAAGUACCAAAGCUUGGCAAGCAGUUGCCAAUUCUUUGAUACUCAUGAGUGUCAUUGUAGUUAUGACUGUGAUACUUAUUGUACUAUAUAAAUACAAGUUUUAUAGAGUAAUCCAUGGAUGGUUGAUAAUAAGUUCCUUAAUAUUGUUAUCUCUGUUUUCUAUUCUAUUUUGCGAGCAAGUAUUAAAAGCAUACAACAUUCCAAUGGAUUUGUUUACAUUAGGUAUAGUUGCAUGGAAUUUUGGAGUUGUUGGAAUGAUAUGUAUACAUUGGCAAGGUCCCUUGCAGUUACAACAAGCAUAUCUUAUUUUCAUCUCUGCCCUGAUGGCACUUGUUUUUAUUAAAUAUUUGCCAGAAUGGACAGCAUGGGUUGUACUAGGUGUUAUCAGCAUUUGGGAUUUGAUCGCGGUAUUAACACCGAAGGGGCCUCUAAGGAUACUUGUAGAAACUGCUCAAGAACGAAAUGAAUCUAUUUUUCCUGCAUUAAUCUAUUCUUCUACAAUCAUGUAUACAGCCACGAUGACUUAUGCCGGUUAUGUACAAGCAGCAACGAUGGCUACCAGCGAUUCUGGUGCUGGCGAUAAUACGCAAUAUCCUGUGCGCGGUCAAGCGGAUAAUCAAAAUAAUCCUGCAUCAGGAGAUGCAGAAGAAGGCGGGUUUACUCUUGAAUGGAUGGAAACACAUGGUGAUCGAGGAGCGAGACGAGCGCAAGAAGUACGCGAAAAUUCAUCAUCCAUAUCAGAAAACACGAGACAACAAGAAACUCGCAUUGUGCGUGAAUCACAAGGACAACAAGUUGCGGUUAUAGAAGAAGAACGAGGGGUGAAGUUAGGUCUCGGUGAUUUUAUAUUCUACAGCGUUUUAGUUGGAAAAGCUUCCAGUUAUGGUGAUUGGAAUACUACUUUGGCUUGUUUCGUUGCCAUUCUCAUCGGGCUUUGUUUAACAUUAUUGUUGCUGGCUAUAUUCAAGAAAGCAUUGCCCGCAUUACCGAUCUCUAUUACGUUUGGUUUAACAUUUUAUUUCGCCACCAGGGUAAUCGUUGCGCCGUUUGCGGAUAAUUUAGCAACCGAGCAAGUGUUCAUUUAACUAUAGGUAUGAUAAGCAUAACAUUCAUAAUUUAUUACAAAAAGAUAGUGCCUAUUCACUUAUCGAUCGACUAGCUUUUAUAUUUCGUUUAAAU